Molecule: messenger RNA, 1449 nt
Organism: Aspergillus ruber CBS 135680
Lineage: Eukaryota; Fungi; Ascomycota; Eurotiomycetes; Eurotiales; Aspergillaceae
Product: putative iron-regulated transporter
Exons: 6
Coding region: 1-1449 (482 amino acids)
Biological process (GO): iron ion transmembrane transport
Cellular component (GO): membrane
Molecular function (GO): iron ion transmembrane transporter activity
Source: RefSeq, a predicted model, not a curated record
AUGGAGAGCUCAAGCGUUGCAGAGCCAUUACUGUCAAGCCCAGAUUCUGAAUCUCCCCGGUCACCUAAGCGGGUUUUGAUCCGGCUCUACAUCUCGCACUUCUUAUCAACAUGGAACUCGCGCAUGUUUGAAUUCGGAGCUGUGCUUUUUCUGUCCUCCAUAUUUCAAGGAACACUGCUGUAUGCCUCUGUUUAUGCGCUGGUUCGUUCGCUAUCUGCUGUGGUGUGCUCGUCCCGGUUGGGAUCGGUAGUGGAUCGGGCGAACCGAUUGAGGGCUGUUCGACAAUCUAUUGUUUGGCAAAGAGUGCCCGUUGCUGCCUCAUGCGCAUGCUUCGUGGUCAUUUGGGAGAUGGUAAAAACGCCCACAAUUGUGUCUCAUGGCUUGUUCGUUGGGGUCUCCCUGCUAGCUUGCGUGGAGAAAUUGGCUGCCAUGGCUAAUGCGGUGUCUGUCGAGCGUGACUGGGCUGUCGUGAUAUCAGAUAGUCUUGAUGUGUCGAGACAAGAUUUGAAUGCAUCUAUGAGACGUAUAGAUCUCUUUUGCAAAUUGCUGGCACCGGUGUUUAUCUCCCUCUUGGAUGGACUGUCGACGAAGGCUGCCAUUUGGACCAUUUUUGGAAUGAAUGCUGCUAGUGUUGUGGUUGAAUAUGUUGCUAUUGCGCAGGUAUACAAAACAGUCCCAGAACUGGCACGAAAUGAAAACGAUGAUAUCACUCUGGAAGAAAGUGAAUCCUCAACACACAGCUUAGUCGACUACAUCAGACAAGCCACAGUCAUCCCUUGGCGAGAAUACAGCUCUCAUUCCGUAUUCCUGGCGUCAUUCUCCCUGAGCCUUCUCUAUCUAACUGUGCUCUCGUUUGGCGCAACCAUGGUCACCUACUUGCUUCACACCGGCUUCAGUCCUCUCGAGGUUAGUGGCAUGCGAAUUGGCUCCGUUAUUGCGGAACUUUCUGGUACUUGGGCAGCGCCAUUCACCAUGGGCCGAAUCGGACCCAUUCGAUCCGGCUUGUGGUUUCUCAACUGGCAAUCUUGUUGCUUGGCCGCUGCCGCAGCGGGUUAUGUUUUUCUUGAUCCGAGUUCCCGGAUGGUAGCAGCUAGUCUGGUUGCUGGUGUUUCGUUGAGUCGGAUUGGUCUCUGGGGCUUUGAUCUUGCAGUGCAAUUUUUGGUGCAGGAGAAUAUCAAUGAACACGCCCGAGCCCGAUUCUCUUCUACCGAGAUGGCACUGCAGAACGUUUUCGAGCUACUGUCCUUUGCGACAACCAUCAUAUUUUCUCGACCGGAGCAGUUCAAGUAUCCGGUGUUGAUCAGCUACGGGGCUAUCGUGCUAGCACUUAUCUGCUUCGCAGGAUAUGUUCGAAAGGAGCGAGGGCAUCUGCUGCAUUUGUCCAAGUUUUGUUAUGGGACUGAUAAGAUGGAGAGGCUGAGCAGUUCUUUGGAUUUACGGCAUAAUUAG